AUGGCUACACGCGGCACACGCUCUGAAGGAAUCAACUAUGAAGACGUACUUCGGAUGAUGGAGGAGAGUGACUUCAGUUCACUUUCAGACGAUGAGAGUCAACAAUUGUCGGAUGGGGAGGCUGUCCCUGAAUCUACAGUCACUACUGAACAAGCAGACAUAGAAAUAGAAGACCCUACGCCUGGUUCGUCGCAGGACAGUGGACGUACACAUUGUGAUCUAAACAGAGGUGAAUGGGAUGAAUAUGUGAGGGAAGACAAAAAGGUGUGUGCACUUAAAUGGAAAGAUAACAAGGCUGUCAUUUUGGUAUCAUCUUGUGUUGGGAGUGAGUCGCAAGUUACUUGUAAGCGAUGGUCAAAGGCGCAGAACAGAAGUAUUGAUGUACCACAACCAGCUAUUGCGAAGAGUUACAAUUGUAACAUGGGUGGUAUUGACCAAUGUGACAGAUUCAUGGCCUACUAA
Schistocerca nitens (vagrant locust) is the source of this 462-nucleotide messenger RNA. RefSeq lists its product as uncharacterized. The transcript is spliced from 3 exons. The record is from RefSeq and is a predicted model, not a curated record. NCBI's taxonomy places the organism in Eukaryota, Metazoa, Arthropoda, Insecta, Orthoptera, Acrididae. The coding region runs from base 1 to 462 and encodes 153 amino acids.